Messenger RNA from Elaeis guineensis (African oil palm), 870 nucleotides. RefSeq lists its product as uncharacterized. The record is from RefSeq and is a predicted model, not a curated record. NCBI's taxonomy places the organism in Eukaryota, Viridiplantae, Streptophyta, Magnoliopsida, Arecales, Arecaceae.
UAUCGGCGAGACGGCGACAACGGUACGCCCACCAAGCUCUAGCGACAUCCCCUUUUCCUUUGUGCUGCUGUUAUAAGCCACUUCGAUUGGCUGUUAUCAUCCUCGGCCUCCAUUCUCUCUCCUCUCUUCUCUGAGCCAUGGCGAGCGCUUCCGCUCCUCCGAGGGCCCUUCAGAGCUCGGAAAUGCUCUCCAGAGACCAGCUCCUCCACCUCUUCGCUCGCUUCUCCGUCCUCACCUCCCAACCUGAUGUCAAGAAACGGAUAGCCGAUGCCGUAAAGGACAAGCAGGAGGCAGUAGCUGUAACUACAGCCAUCCAAGAGGAAAUACUUCUUGAAAUGGGAAUUGAUCCAAGAUAUGGGAUUGCUUGCUUGGGAAAGGUAAACACAGUUUAUGAGAAUGACAUGGAAUUGAUGAUCCAGUUUUACCGGUUUGUUGCGAAGGAAGAGAUGGCUAUUGAUGAGGCUGAGCUUGAGCCAAGUGAGUUUGCAGAAAAAAUGCUCACUCAGCAAAAACUGCAAGAGCAGCAAUUGGAGAUGUUAAAGCAGAUCCAGAAGUAUAAUCCAGAUGAGCAAUUUGCAAUCCUCGAAAAUUUGCACAAACAGCUGGAGAGUGCUAAUUUUGAUAGUAGUGCUGCAGUUCUUACACCAGAUCAAAUUCAAGAGGUGGUUAGGAGAAUUACCACAUGCUCUGUCAAGGCAUCUGGGUAGUGCUUCGAGUUUGUUUUGUCUGUAGCCUUUUGUAACUGUUAGUGUGAAGAAUCAACUGUUUGGUGAUUUGAAUGCAUUUGUUUUUUUAUCUCCAUAGCUGUAAUCUUUUACCACUUUGUAUACACUGUCUUUUAGCUGAGCCAUGGACUAAAGCUUAUCCCUA